Molecule: messenger RNA, 1956 nt
Organism: Callorhinchus milii (elephant shark)
Lineage: Eukaryota; Metazoa; Chordata; Chondrichthyes; Chimaeriformes; Callorhinchidae
Gene: ficd
Product: FIC domain protein adenylyltransferase
Exons: 2
Coding region: 48-1352 (434 amino acids)
Molecular function (GO): protein binding
Source: RefSeq, a predicted model, not a curated record
UGUGGCUAUUUUGAGACUGCGCGCGCAGUGCCUGGGCCUCAGCGGCGAUGGUGGGUUCGGGCGGUGUCCGCGCUGCUGCCGCGGCCCUGACCCUCGGGAUCCUGGCGUCGCUGCUCUUCCCGCAGAUGAGGAGCGGCUUCCAGCUGCUCCGCUGCCGGCUGUUGGGGGGCGAGGUUCAAGGCCACAUCUCCGGCCUCAGCCUGGCCCACAGCGGCCUGGAUUUCACACAACUAUCCGACACCUUGGCCUUUACACACGAGCCGUCGCCAGAAGUGCAGUUGGAAGCUAAAGCUGCUCUACACCAGGCCCUGGAAAUGAAGCGUCUGGGGAAACGGGAGAAGGCACACAGACUGUUCUUGCAUUCCCUCAAUAUGGAUCCUAAUUAUGUUGAUGCCUUAAAUGAGUUGGGUAUUUUUUUGGAAGAGAACAGGGAUGUUAUUCAGGCAGACCAUUUAUACUCAAAAGCCUUGACUAUCUCUCCAUGCAAUGAGAAAGCGCUGGUAAACCGAGACAGAACAUUACCACUGGUCGAUGAAAUUGACCAAAGACAAUUUAGUGUUCUUGACAGCAAAGUUAAAAGGAUUCUGGCUAUACCCAAAUGGAAUGCGGCAUUGUGUCGUGUGAUGGAAGAGAGUUAUUAUCACUAUAUUUAUCAUACUGUGGCUAUUGAAGGAAACACAUUAACCCUGUCCGAGAUCAGGCACAUCAUAGAAACUAGGUACGCGGUGCCUGGGAAGAGUCUGGUGGAACAGAAUGAAGUGAUCGGUGUAGAUGCAGCCAUGAAAUAUAUUAACAAGUCUCUCAUGUCCAGGAUUGGAUCAGUUAAUAUCAAUGACAUUUUAGAAAUUCAUAGAAGAGUAUUGGGUUAUGUAGACCCUGUUGAAGCUGGAAGGUUUCGAACAAAUCAGGUGUUUGUCGGUCACCAUAUCCCUCCUCACCCCAGGGAUGUGGAGAAACACAUGGAGGAAUUGGUACAAUGGCUAAAUUCUGAAGAAGCCACGAAUCUUCAUCCUGUAGAAUUUGCAGCCCUUGCACAUUAUAAGCUUGUUUACAUACACCCCUUUGUAGAUGGGAAUGGAAGGACAUCACGUUUACUGAUGAAUGUUAUUCUAAUGCAGGCUGGUUACCCACCCAUUACCAUUCGUAAAGAGCAGCGUUCUGAGUAUUACAGUGCAUUGGACUUGGCCAAUGAAGGGGAUGUAAAACCAUUUAUUAGGUUUAUUGGAAAAUGCACGGAAAUGACACUGGACUUGUUGAUCAUUGCAACCACUGAUCACUCAGUUGAUAAAGGUUUACCUGAAGCCAAUCCAAAUCAUUCAGAUUACACACAGACCAUUCUGGUUACAAAUUAAUCAUCUCAUUACAUCAUGUUUCCUUCUGAAGUCUUAACAGUCUAAUUUUGAAAAAUAGCACAGUAUUCCCCAAAGAAUUUUGCUGGACCCAUUGAGCAAAUUGAAGUUGAAAUCCUUAGUGAUAACUAAAAUAUAUAUUCCAAAGGGUGAAGUGAGCAGCACAUGUAUGAUUGCUUUCUUGAUCAAAUUAGCAGAUUUUUCAAUGAACAAAGACCAACACAAUCAAAUAUUGUAUCUCUUUGUUUUGUAUAUGGUGACUUGGUAAAUUCCUCAACUUCUUACGUUGAGUUCUGACAUCAGAUAAUGUGGCACUGUGUUACGUCACGUACCCAGGAAUUCCAAUGCUACUAGUCUGAACGAAACAAGCAUUCUGAUCAGAAUCUUUAAAUCCAAUUUGUUGAUGUACUUGUGACUCUAAUGCUUUUUGUAACAUUGUUUCUCAAGUGUGAAUCCUCUGCAGCAUCUGAUCCGCUCACAUUUGCUCAUCUGUUACCUAUAUUAUAUACAGACUGUUUGCUCAAAACCACAAUGAUGCAUCACAGUGAUGUCGAGUUCUGGCUCUUUGUUCUGUUCCACAUUAAAAUUUAAUUGCAUUUUGAAUUUA